CAACCUGUUCUCCGUCGCCCCGGGUCGCGGCGCUGUUUGCGCGCAGCUGGUCUACUUCCCGACGUGCUCUCUACCCUCUGUUAUGAAAGCACACGCGCUGUACAUUCCCCAUGCUGGUAUAUGAAAACAGUGCAGCAAAAGCAGAUGGAGUUAAAUUUCUUCCUGACGAUACUUGUCGCAAUUUUCCGCCCCAGCGAAGGCUAUGCCAUCAUUAACUCGGUUUCGUGGGCUGUCACCAACGAUGUCGACGGAGAACUCGAGUCCACAUCAAACGAGGAGUCUGCUCCGGCUCUCCUAGCAGACACUAGCAGUAUUUGGAAGCAGGCUUUCCCGGCCUCUGUUCACAGCGACAAUGCGGAAAAGCGACCAGGGCCGAUGGUGGAAACCGAAGACCUGAAGCAGGCAUCGUCCCCGUCCAGGAUGUUCUCCUAUCGGAUGGAAACGGUGAAGCCGACCGCUGGCGUACCCCCUCCGCCUCCGCACGAGGAAACGGCGAGGACGGCUCGGUACAUGGCUCACUACAGCGACUGGGGCUUCCUCGCUACUAUUUCUACACAGGACAAGAUUAAAGGUGUUCCGUUUGGGAAUAUCUUCUCAGUUAGUGACGGCCCGCUGGACAAUAGCACGGGAAUUCCCUACUUCUAUGUCACUCCAAUGGACAACACUGUGACAGAUCUGAGGAGCAACCCUUCCGCCUCUCUAACUUUCUCUGAGGCAGAGGGAGACUUUUGUAGGAAGAAUGUCUAUGAUCCAGAAGACCCCAGAUGUGCCAGACUCACCUUGACAGGGCAGAUGGUGGAGGUGGGGCCAGAGGAAGUGGAUUUUGCCAAGGAAGCCAUGUUCUCCAGGCACCCAGUGAUGAAGAAAUGGCCAGUGGGACACAAGUGGUUCUUCAUGAAGCUGAGUCUGGAGCAGGUGUGGCUGCAGGACUGGGUGGGCGGGGUGUCAUUGGUGCCCCUGGACGAAUACUUCAGAGCCACGCCCUUCUGAGCAUCGGACCAUGUCUUCUCUAGGCUCUUGUGAAACGAAAUCAGAACAACACUGCUCUGAACAGCAGACAGGCUCCAUCCAACCCGACGUCAUCUGUGGCAGGACCACAGCUACACGUGUGACACACGCACACGCACACAUUACGUGGAACAGCAGUUCUAAUUCUGUGAAAGUCACUUUUAUCACUUUUUAUCUUUUACAACAAUAUUGUCUGAACAAUUAGCUAAAAGUAAUUGUGCCUGAAAGAGAGAGGGAAGUAAACAAUACCAAAUUAAGAGUAUAAUUAAAUAUCUAAUAUUGUUUCCCUACUGUAUUAUUUCUACAGCUAAUAACAAACUAGCCAGGGCUGUACAUACAAAUAUUAGUGUUUUCUGUUGGCUGCUAAUUACCCAAGCAUGUAGUCCUUUCCAACUAAGUGUGUGUAGGUGGACCUAUUCAAUAAAACAGCGAGUAGCUCCUGAAGCCAAUCAGCAGAAAGAAAAAGCUACAUCAUGUGACUCUGAAUGGCCUAUCCCUUUCACAGAAACAGUAAAUUCUGCAAAACUAUGGGCAAGGCAGGCUGUCUUACCUGUUGAGAGAUGAGAACCAUUUCUAUAUUGCAGGUACUAACUUUUUUCCUUAACAAACAGUACCCUAGAACUGGAAACAGUGGAAAUGCUCACUGAUUUAUACUCUCAUGUAAGCUCUAACAGUAUGGCUACGUCUAUGGGUGUGUUUUCAUCAUGAAGCCUUGUUUGAACUAAUAGAAAAAAGCAAACUCAGAGAUUGCAGACCUUCACCCCUUUGACCCAUCUAGUGUAAAAUGUGGUUACUGCACCCUUUUGACAUGCACAGGAGAGAAAUUGACAGACAGAAAGACAGGGAUACGUACAGUACAGAGCAAAGAGCAAUAUCCUCAGGGCCUUGGGAGGGAAAUAGUCAUUAAUUAUUGAUAGUAUAUGACUUAUUCUGUUUUACAACAGACUGAAAAUGGAUAGUAAGAGGUGAAGAAACCAUAAAAAUUAGUGAACAGGUUCUAAGUGCUAAUACUAA
Molecule: messenger RNA, 2022 nt
Organism: Megalops cyprinoides (Indo-Pacific tarpon)
Lineage: Eukaryota; Metazoa; Chordata; Actinopteri; Elopiformes; Megalopidae
Gene: creg2
Product: cellular repressor of E1A-stimulated genes 2
Exons: 4
Coding region: 121-990 (289 amino acids)
Source: RefSeq, a predicted model, not a curated record